Leptopilina heterotoma is the source of this 1646-nucleotide messenger RNA. Its product is annotated as testis-specific serine/threonine-protein kinase 4-like. Lineage: Eukaryota; Metazoa; Arthropoda; Insecta; Hymenoptera; Figitidae. Gene Ontology annotation, cellular component: cytoplasm. Gene Ontology annotation, biological process: intracellular signal transduction; microtubule cytoskeleton organization; protein phosphorylation. The transcript has 5 exons. Gene Ontology annotation, molecular function: ATP binding; protein serine/threonine kinase activity; tau-protein kinase activity. Bases 1 to 903 code for a protein of 300 amino acids. The record is from RefSeq and is a predicted model, not a curated record.
AUGGCAAGCGUACUUUUUAGAAAAUCCAAAUCCGAAAAUAAAACUGAGUUCAAAGAAUCUGUUAAUGAAAAUGAUGAAUUCUUGGCAGAACAGAAGAUAACCGUACUUCAAUCACAUGGUUACACAUUGGGAAAAAUAAUUGGUUCCGGAUCGUAUGCCACCGUUAAGGUUGCAAAGUCAGAGAAACAUGAUUCGUUAGUUGCUGUUAAAAUCAUAUCAAAGUUUCAAGCUCCUGGAGAUUAUUUAAAGAAAUUUUUACCCCGUGAAAUUGAAGUUAUUCGAGGCUUAAAGCAUUUGAAUUUAAUUCGAUUUCUGCAGGCAAUUGAAACUACUCAUCGGGUGUAUAUUAUCAUGGAAUAUGCCCAAAACGGUAGUUUGCUCGAUAUCAUAAGACGCGAUAAGCAGAUUGACGAAAUACGGAGUCGCCAAUGGUUUAACGAAUUAGUGGAGGCAGUUUAUUAUUGCCAUAACCGCGGAGUUGUUCACAGAGACAUCAAGUGCGAAAACCUUUUAAUGACUCAAAACUAUGUCAUGAAAUUGUCAGAUUUUGGAUUUGCUCGAGGUCAAAUGAAAUCUAAAAGCGGAGUGCCUUUAUUAAGCGAAACAUUUUGUGGAAGUUAUGCUUACGCUUCACCAGAGAUACUUAAAGCAAUUCCAUAUCAACCUCAAUUAUCCGACGUCUGGUCAAUGGGAGUUGUACUUUUUGCUAUGGUCUUUGGCCGAUUACCGUUUGACGAUACAAAUUUCAAUCAACUUUUAAAGCAGGUACAAAAGAAGGUAAAUUUUCCCAAAGAACCUGCAGUUACAGAAGCUUGUCGACUUUUAAUUUCGCGCUUAUUAGUUCCUCAACGUACUCGCUUGACUGUUGAAGACAUACGUUCAGAUACAUGGUUGACAUUGUAAUGGUUGUACGCAGAAAGACACGAUAUUUGUAAAAAUAAAAUAAGAUGAAAAAAGAAAUCUGCUUUAUAAGGAUUUAAUCCAAGGUGGAAUUACAUUUUCAAUUUUUUCAAUUCGAAAUAAACGACCAUGAUUUUGACUAAUCAGGUGUCUUUAUAAAAUAAUAACAAUUAUGAAAAUCAUAACUUCUUAAAAAAUUUAUCCGCCAUUUUGCAUUAUGGUAAACUGACUUCAAAUUCGUAAUCAGCGACCUCAAAAACCCUCUAUAACUAACUUCUAUAAAAAACCGUUAACUUUUAAAAAAAUUGAUCCGCCAUUUUGAAUUUUUGAAAACUGACCUCAAAAACAUGUGAUUACCAAAUUUUAUAUAAAUCGAAGAAUAUUUUUGCUUUCGGCAUGUUUUCACGAUUCUGCCCCACUUGUGGCGUCUAUGCUAAUAUAAAAACUGUUUUUUGUACAUUAAUAUAAAUUAAUGUACUGUCACGUCUUCGUGACUAUAUCUAAAUUUUAUAUGUAAAAGAAUGUAUGUACCUAUAGAUAUUUAUAAAAGGGGGAAGAUUAUUUUUCUACCUAUUUCACCCUCGACUUAAGAAAAUAUAUGCUUGACAUUUAAUACCAUUGGUGAAAAUUAUGACACGUGCAAGACACCCUUUAGAAAGGGGUGAUAUAUCUUCAAUUAGAAAUUUUUUUUCACUUUUCUGUAUCUUUUACAAAGAGCAGGAUCAAAAGAGACUAAACAUACACGA